Nezara viridula (southern green stink bug) is the source of this 1873-nucleotide messenger RNA. The record is from the annotation of a GenBank genome assembly. NCBI's taxonomy places the organism in Eukaryota, Metazoa, Arthropoda, Insecta, Hemiptera, Pentatomidae.
AUGAGUAUCCAGAUCUUGUAUGGAGCUAAAAACGGAAAAUAUGGUAUAGAAGCAUUGGAGAAAAGAAAAAGAGGAGGCCGAGCUGGGGGGGAGGGGAGGGGAAGGCGAACCGAAGACAAAUCUGGACGAGGCAGCCCCGGCGCCGAUAUAUUGGCCGACUUAACCAACUUCAGCUCUUACUUUGCCAAAGUCCCCUCAACUCCAACAGAAAGGAGUUUUAGAAUUGAUGGAAACGGGCUAGGACAAGUACGGGAACAAAAGACGACACGAGGAAGGACAAGGAUACAGAAGAGCAUGAAAUAUAGACGGAGAUGUUUAAGAGGCACAGAUGAGAGAGCCAUUUGUCAAAAGAGGCAAGGCUGUGUUCAUGGUGAAGAGCUAGCCUACGUAUUUGGAGCUCCUCUUGUUGGCGGAAUGUCUCACUUUGCAAGGAAUUAUACUAAAGCAGAAGUUUUGCUCUCUGAGGCCACAAUGAUGUACUGGAGCAACUUUGCUAGGACAGGCAAUCCGAAUGAACCUCAGGAGUCAGAUGUUAGUCAUGUUUUACGUCAGGAAAGGAGCAGGUUCAAAAAUAUUGAAUGGGCUCCUUAUGAAAGAGUCCUUAAAAAAUAUUUAAGCUUAGAUUUGAAGCCAAAACUGAAAAACCAUUACAGGGCACAUAGGCUGUCAUUCUGGUUAAACUUAGUUCCAGACUUACAUAAGCCUGGUGGUGAUGAUGUUCCUCCUUCUCAUCACUUAUUACACGAUGAAGUGAAGGGCCAGGGCCCAAUCACAACAUCAAAGCAUGGACCAGACCCGACUGCUAGUGUUGGAUUUGACAUAUAUCCUUCAGUUCUAGCAGAUCACAAUUCUAGCUUAGCUCAACCUCCCUUGGUUGUUGUCGCUCCAUCUUCAAGUGAAAGAGGGAACCAUGAACAAGAAGAUGGCUUUACAGCCUAUUCUACUGCUCUUAGUGCGAUCAUUGCAAUAGGUUGUUCUCUAUUACUGCUUAAUGCCUUAGUUUUUGCUGGUGUUUACUACAGAAGAGACAAACGACAGGCUCAAAAUGAACCAGCACAUGCGGCUGCAAAGAAAAGAAAUGAAAAUGGUGGUCCAAUGGCAAAUAUAUGUGUUACUGGAGGUGCAACUGAGCUACUUCAGAUAAUGGAAACGAGGCCGACUGCAGCAAUGCCUGCUCCAAUCCUUAAGCAGAGUUCAGAAAUCACAUCAGGGAGCGCAACUCUCCCACGAGCACCACCUCCUCCCAAAACUCCUCGCCCACCAGAGUCCCAGCCUCUCCUUCCCCACACAGCCACGCUCGGCAGGAAACCCAAACAACCACUGCCAGAAGAGUUGAGGGUGUGACAUCCGGAGGAAGGCCAGAUUCAAGGCUUAGCGGAUGACCUCAAUCGGAUCUGCGACCAGCUCAAUAAGAACAAAGAUGAUGGUGAGCUUUUCCAUGUCUGAGAUGGAUCUGACCUUCCUCGGCAAUAUGAAAGGGUCUAAAAACUCAAUUUGUGAUCCGGACUGUUUAGUGUUUCAAGGAGUUAUUAUAAGAUUAAUUAUAACAGGGACCGAUAAUAUUCCUAAAUAUCUUAUUAAUGUCUCUUUAUGGUUAUUAAACUUUAUUAAAAUUGAAAAGAUGAAAAUCGUUGAGAUGACUUUAGGACAUUUUUAUAUAUAUAAAUGUGUAUCAACUGACUAGAUUUUUACUAAGUAUCUUGUAUUACAGGAAGCGUGUAAUUAUUGAUUAGUAUAAAAUUUUGAGUUGGUUUGGAUACAUUUUAAUUAAAAGAUCUAUUCUUAUUAUUAAUUAAGUAAAUUUGUUAUAUUUUAGUUAAGCUCUCUUGAUUAGUUCGUUAACAAGAAAAUAAUGAAUUAUUUUAACCCAUAG